Messenger RNA from Penicillium canariense, 1536 nucleotides. RefSeq lists its product as uncharacterized. Gene Ontology annotation, biological process: regulation of DNA-templated transcription. The transcript has 3 exons. Bases 1 to 1536 code for a protein of 511 amino acids. Gene Ontology annotation, molecular function: DNA-binding transcription factor activity, RNA polymerase II-specific; zinc ion binding. The record is from RefSeq and is a predicted model, not a curated record. Lineage: Eukaryota; Fungi; Ascomycota; Eurotiomycetes; Eurotiales; Aspergillaceae.
AUGCAGCCACUCGUGCUUCAUCCUCCGAGCCUCACGACCGCCCAGUUCGGACAGCCCCGAUUCAACUCAGGCCCAGAGCGGCUGCCGUUGAAUCGACCGUGGCCUUCCAAUGCUCGUGGGUAUAGCCCUCGGGAUCCUCCCCCCGUCAAUCUAUGUCGGGCUCCCUGCCGGCCGAAGAGCCCGCGCAUUAUCCCAACCCCUGGCGGUGGUGAGUGCACCUCCACCGGCGCAUAUUCCACCGUCGCGGUAUGGAGAAAGAAGCGGACCACCACCCCCGCAUUUGGGGGCUCCCCACGCCCCGUCCUGGGCGCCCCGCCUUAUCUACCACUCUCAACCGUGGAUCCAUCGAUCGCGGGACCACCGACCAGGUCACUGGCGCAGAAAUCAACCCGGCGGACUAAAGCUCAUGUAGCAUCGGCUUGUGUGAACUGCAAGAAGAAGCAUCUCGGAUGUGACCCAGCGCGCCCAUGUCGAAGAUGUGUUCUCGCUGGCAAGGCCUCUUCAUGCGUAGAUGUCACGCACAAGAAACGAGGACGGCCGCCGUUGAAAGCGGAAGAUUCUUCUCUGCGCUCCUAUUCCACUCCGAUGGACAGUUCGGCUGUGCCCGCGGAAGCCCAGCCAUCGGCGGCCUCCCAGAGAACCGCCAUGCAUCGAGCAACAUCAUCCCGUGAAUUAAGACCGAUGACCGAUCUUCAGGGAAUCAGUGAACCAGGACCAGCGAGUGCAGCAAUGCGAGUCCCGCGCGGUGGUCAAUCACACCGGUGGUCUGCUUCUGUAUUUCCUCUGUCUCGACCGAUGGAUCCGUCUCCGUCGAUACCGGCCCCGGUGGGAAGGCGGCCCUUUUCUGCAUCUGGUCCGCCUAAUUAUGCGCCGCCAGCGCCUCCGCCGCCCGCAUUUGUCCCGAUCACAGCUGGAUUCAACCCAGUACUCAAGCCUGGGACGAUCCCCCCGGGGAUGGAGAGACGAUUUCCACUGUAUGCCAGCCCAGCGUUACCACCGCCAACGUCUCCUUCACAACAUCAUCCGCCGGGAUUGCUCUAUUCACCCUACGCCGAGCCUCCCAGCAAUACGAUGCAUCAGCCAUUAAGCGACCCUCGUAUUCCUCAGGGCCCUCGCGAACCGUAUCUAGAGUCACCUGUUCGACUGCCACCGAUCUACCACGCAACCGCCAGUCCUGGACCUCCGCCGCCGCCACAUCAUGCACAUCGCCUAAGUGAUCCAUACCCCGCUAGUUGGAGUUCUUCCGGCCGGGAAGAUCAUCCCAGGGAGCCCAGGUCCCCGGCACAGCGGCAACCACCAACGAGCUCGGCCUUCUCGCACUCUCCAUCCCACCACCGCUCAUCAUCUGCGGCCGGUCCCCUCGAUCCGGUGCCACGACAUCUCGGCCUAAUAGACUUUCCCUCACCGGGAUCGAUUGGCCACUCAUUAUCUGCGCCAACCCGGGUGUCUACAAAUCCCACCACCGAAGCCGAAAGCCAAGAGCCUCGACCCGUCAAACGUCGCAAAAUGGCUCUGGAUGACAUGGUGAAUGGUUGA